AUGCCGAGCUCAUGUAGAGAUAUCCGCACGGCACUGGCAGAAUGCCUCCAAGAAUCAGACUGUAUCAUGGUGCAGCGCAAUUCGCCUCAUGAUUGCCUCCGACCGCCUCUCUCCGAUGAUUUGCCCACGCGCUGUCAGCAAUUGAUGAAAGCUCUUACGGAUUGCAAACGAGGCUUGGUCGACAUGCGCAAACGAUUCCGCGGCAACGCGCCGAUUUCCGUGUCCAGAGAGGCCGAGGGCGGAAAAUCGCAGACGCCAGAUCAAUUAUAUGCAGGCAAACCGGCGUUUUCGUCUGUCAAGGAAACGAGUGGUAACGAGGCCGAGAUGGAUCCUGACAAGACUAGAGGUUUAUAA
Messenger RNA from Talaromyces rugulosus, 354 nucleotides. RefSeq lists its product as uncharacterized. The transcript has 3 exons. Gene Ontology annotation, biological process: mitochondrial respiratory chain complex IV assembly. Gene Ontology annotation, cellular component: mitochondrion. Lineage: Eukaryota; Fungi; Ascomycota; Eurotiomycetes; Eurotiales; Trichocomaceae. The record is from RefSeq and is a predicted model, not a curated record. The coding region runs from base 1 to 354 and encodes 117 amino acids.